CGAUGGACUCGUACCUCCAUCGAGGACUUCCGCGCGCCAUGAUGGAGAAGGGCAAGGUAAUUCGGCUAGACAUCACGUCAUCUCAGUCAUGCCAGUCUCAUGAAAUAACAUGGGAUGAGCUGUUGCAGGGCCUUCGCGCUGCCCCGGUUCAAGUCAUAUUCACGUCUACCAACUCCUUCUUAAGCACUGUGCCAGGGUUCCAGAAGGAGCUCAAAAGUACUUUAAAGAUCCACCAGUUCUUUUUCGAUAGGAUCUAUCUUCAAUCAAACGGCUUUUGCGGACACGAAGUCUGGCUGGAUGAUAACGAAAAGGUUGAGUGUUAUACAUAUUGGUCCCGCUUCACCGUCAAGCAGACGUACGAUAAGCUCCGGGCUAAAAGGACGUAUACACCACAUAUAUCCAACCAUCACUCUGGCGCUGGCGACUGGAACGCUGAUGUUGCAAUACACGGGCCGCAGAGUGUACGGCAUGGGUGGGAAUGGUACGAGAUGGGAUUCUUCGCUAGCUGGACACCGUCUGGGUCGAUCACGCUCUUGUGCUUCGAUCUACCUGUGACGCUGGAAAAGGAUAUUCAGUCGAUGUUUUGUUCGCAGGGUGUCUCUCGUUGGUGUCCAUACGCCGUGUUUUCGCUCGUCUCGGAUGCGCUGCUUCGAUUGUACGAUGACUCGGUUUGGACAGUCAGGAACCAUAUCAGUCAGUGGGAAGCCAGGAGGUCACAAGAGGCCGACUACAUCCUCUUGCACGAGAUCGCGAGACAUGGGAUUCACAUCAGCGAGACUCUCAGCGUGGCUAUACGGUCUCUUGAUGCCAUGCAGCACCAUCACGCGAAGUUUCGUACAUACAACGACCUUGUCCGUAGUAAAAAGGGAUGCGAAAACUGGGAUAGAGUUGGGACUCACUUUGAGUUCCAGCUUCGCUUUCUCCAGGGCUUGUUCCAACGGUCUGAAGCGAACAAUGCUCGAAUCCAGAAUGAGAUCACUCUUGCUUUCAAUGUGGCAGCCCAGAGAGACAGUAGGAUUCAGCUGCAGAUAGGAGAAGAAGCGAAGAGAGAAGCGUCGGCGAUGAAGGCAAUCGCUGUAGUCACGAUGACUUUCUUGCCAGCCACAUUUAUUUCUACAAUAUUCGGUUCCAACUUCUUCUCCUUCGAACCCGAUGGAGGCGCGGGACAACCAUCGUUCACCGUAUCGCAUCAAUUCUGGAUAUACUGGGCCCUCUCUGUUCCGCUGACUGCUGUAACGCUCGCUCUGUGGUUCUGGUGGAGCAGGUGGGUUGAGCACUUACGACUCUCUAGGUUCAGAGCUGUUGCACCAUAG
Molecule: messenger RNA, 1313 nt
Organism: Paraphaeosphaeria sporulosa
Lineage: Eukaryota; Fungi; Ascomycota; Dothideomycetes; Pleosporales; Didymosphaeriaceae
Exons: 8
Molecular function (GO): cobalt ion transmembrane transporter activity; cobalt ion binding; magnesium ion transmembrane transporter activity
Source: RefSeq, a predicted model, not a curated record